AUGGCUGCCCCGCGGCUGCCCUUCCUCUGGCCGAUGCUGGCAAAGGGAUUCGAGGCCAACGCGCCGUCCGCACGCGCAGCCAAAGCCGCUGUACGCUUUCGUGCACUCCACUCUUCGGCACGGCGAAGGAGUCCAGAGACCACCGUUCCCCAAAAGCAGCGCUACGGGGCUGCAAAUGAACCGCCGCCACAUUUGAGAAGCGAAACACCGCCCACCAAGGAGGAUCUUGAGGCGCAGCAGAAAGCGUUGCCGAAGAUUGGCAAAAGAUUGCAAAACGCGGGCGAGGCGGAGAUCAAGGCGGAGAAGGAGGAAGGGCAGGACGAGGGGGUGGAAGAUGUGCCUGCAAAGGGAGAGGAAGCUGUGCAGUCCAAGUCUCCGCUAGCUGCCACUCUGGACGCAGCGGCGCCUGUUCCGAAGGCACCCGGAUCACUCGACACGCCUCCUGAUAAACCCAUGGAAACGCUACUCGACCAGGUGCCAGAUCCCCAAGCACACUCGGAGAAGCAGCAGCAAACGACAGCAAAACAGGAUUCGCCAUCGUCAAACCAUAUAUCAGAUAAGGGUGGUCCAGUUGUCGACGAACAUGCGCCUCCCACAAAAGCGCCGCAUAUCAGUACGCCAAGACAUGUGCAUCACUUUGACACGUACAGUCUAGUGAAUCGCCUGAAAGCAGGGAACUGGACAGAAGCGCAAGCUAUCACGGCAAUGAAAGGUGUACGUGUCAUGCUAGCAGAGAACAUGGACCUAGCACGAGAAGCGCUGGUGAGCAAGUCUCAAGUAGAGAAUGAGACGUAUCUUUUCCGUGCGGCGUGCGCGGAGCUCAAAACGGAAGUCACGAGUCGACGGAGAGCAGAGCAAGAAAAGCUGCGCACAGAACGUGCCCAGCUGCAGCACGAAGUUGAGAUUUUGAACCAGAGGUUGGGCCAAGAGGUCGCGGCUAUGAAGGACGAUGUAAAAGGCACUUUCGACGAUCGCAAGAUGGCGGUGCGGAACGAUGAACGCUUAAUGGAAUCCAAGAUUCAGCGUCUGAACUAUCAGAUUACUGUCGACCUGCAAGCCGAUGCAAAGUCGGAAGUGGAAGGCUUGCGAUGGGUUAUGACCCGGCGUGUGAUCCUUGCACUGGGUGCAAUUGUUAUCAUGGUCGUUGGCUCACUCCGACUCUACUCCAAUGCCGUACAUGAGCAAGAGAUGAAAGCCAAACGCCUUGCCAACAUGCGCUCGGGAAGCACGCAGACCGAAUCUGGUGCUGAGCAUGGCCGACCAAGCGGGAGCGACAACAUGAGUGAAGGCGAGAUGUUGGUGGAUUCGUUGCCAACAGGGUGAUGAUGAGUCUCCAUAAAAAACAGUCGUUGUUGAAGAGAUAGAAUAUGAUAGACCAAGAUACCCAC
This is a messenger RNA of Sphaerulina musiva SO2202, 1388 nucleotides long. RefSeq lists its product as uncharacterized. The record is from RefSeq and is a predicted model, not a curated record. The transcript has a single exon. NCBI's taxonomy places the organism in Eukaryota, Fungi, Ascomycota, Dothideomycetes, Mycosphaerellales, Mycosphaerellaceae. The coding region runs from base 1 to 1323 and encodes 440 amino acids. Gene Ontology annotation, cellular component: mitochondrion.